Molecule: messenger RNA, 2640 nt
Organism: Colletotrichum navitas
Lineage: Eukaryota; Fungi; Ascomycota; Sordariomycetes; Glomerellales; Glomerellaceae
Product: aconitase
Exons: 8
Coding region: 1-2640 (879 amino acids)
Molecular function (GO): hydro-lyase activity
Source: RefSeq, a predicted model, not a curated record
AUGAGACUUUCCGCAUGGAAAUCCAUUGCAGGCUUACCUGGUCAGAAAGCUACAACUAAGGAGAUGCCACAGCACCACAAUGUGUUCGUGGCCAACACACUUAGUGCGCUGAAGCGUAUUCGUGGCAUCGAUCUCAAUGACGUGACGCAUUGUUACGUAGACGGGCUUGAUUCUUCCUUCUUCAACCUCGGUCAGUUUCUUGGCUCUGUGGAGAGUGAACUGCGACGCAGAGAGCAUGUGGCAGAGGCAGAAGCUAUCGCCCACGUUACCCAGCUAUGCGCAACAGACCCCGAGCUAGGAGGUCUGGGUAUCGUUGCAGAUGGCGUAAAUUGGGAGUGUCCGGAUUCCGCGCCAACGGAGACCAAUGAUGGAUCCAUCACGGACGAGCCCGUGCUUCGAGAGGUCGAGUUCCUAGUCGAUGCCUGGCUGUCGGCCGUCAGUUCGCGAGAAGCCGCUUCGCAGCAAGCAAGACCGGCGCUGCGGAAACGGCUGGGAACCCCUAGCAACGCCUACCCGAUGACCUUGACAGAAAAGAUCCUGGCGUACCAUGCCUUGUCGCUGCCAUCGGCAAAGGGUGUGAGGCCGGGGGAUGUCGUUACAGUGUCGCUGGACUGGGUCAUCGCCAGCGAAGUGGCUUGGCUGGGCAUGCUUCACAGCAUGAGGAGCAUCGGGCAACAGCCGCAGGCCUGGAGGAACGACCGGUUCUGGCUGACCGGCGACCAUGCCGUCGAUCCCCGCAACUAUCAUCAGGAGAAGAGCAAGAUGCUUAGAAAAGAGAUGGAGACGGCCAAGCAGAAUUUGAAGAUGACGGAGAACCAGGGGUCUAACUACACGAUCCUCCACACCGAGUUUGUACGGGAGAGGGCGGAACCCGGCAUGCUGGUCAUAGGUGCCGACUCUCACACCUGUUCCGGCGGUGCCGUGAGCGCUCUGUCCAUCGGGCUGGGAGCAGGCGACAACAUGAUCGGUCUCGCAACGGGCCAAACCUGGUUCAAGGUGCCCGAGUCAAUCCGGGUCAACUUCACCGGCAAGCCCGCCUGGCACAUCAAGGGCAAGGACGUCAUCCUGUCCAUCCUAAGGACACUCCGUCGAAAUACCUUUGCCGCCGACCGUGUCGUCGAGUUUGGCGGUCCGGGUGCCGACUAUCUCUCUUGCGAUGCUCGUUUUGCCAUCUGCAACAUGUGCACGGAGCUCGGCGCCAUCACCGGUAUCUUCGUCCCAGACAAGGUUACGCGCUCGUUCUUGGACGGUCGAAAGUCCAAGCUCUACAAGUCAAACUCGGUGUAUUUCGCCCCCGACAAGGACGCCAAGUACGCCGCCGUGUUCGACAUUGAUCUGAGUCAUGUCGAGCCCAGCAUCGCCAUAUAUCCCUCGCCGGAUGACGUUUACCCAGUCACCGGACGAUUGGGCAUGAAGUUUGACGGCUGCUUCAUCGGUGCUUGCACAACUACAGAGGAAGAUCUUGUCUUGGCUGCACUGGUCCUUGAGGCUGGCUUAAAGCGAGGCAUGGUGAUGGCACCUGGCAAACGCCUCGUGGUUCCGGGUAGUCGGCCGAUCGCUAGGAAUUUGCGAAUGCUCGGCCUCAUGGAAAUCUAUGAAUCGGCUGGGUUCGAGCAACCCGCACCAGGUUGUAGCAUGUGCCUCGGAAUGGGGGUUGAUGUCGCCGAGGAGGGAUCGAAUUGGCUUUCUUCGCAGAACAGAAACUUUAAGAACCGAAUGGGUAAGGGGUCGGUCGGUCAUAUCUGCUCUGCUGCUACUGUAGCCGCUGCUUCCUUCAGCAUGACUUUGUCAGAUCCGACAGACCUACUGCGAGAUGUCGACGAGGCCAAAUACGAUGAUCUCUUACAACGUUGUAAAGCCUGGCGGAACAGAAACAGCAUAGCACCGCCAACGAAACAUGCACAUGGCGACGUUCAAGAUGGGGACAUUGAGUAUGUUGAGCCUGUGUUGACGGCGGUGGCAGUCCAUCAGAGCGUGGUGCAGUUGGCCCAGGAGGGUCCUGCGUCCAAAACAACAGGCGUACGACUUGACGAGACGAAUGUUUUCCAAGGACGGGUCUUCAAGAUGGGUGAUUUUGUGGACACAGACGCGAUCAUCCCCGCGCCGUUCUGCUCUAGCCCUACCGAUGAGGCUUUGGGCUCGCACUGUUUUGAAUACGUCUGCCCUGAGUUCCGCGAGCAUGUUCGCGAAGGAUACACCGUUGUCGUAGGUGGAAAAGCCUUCGGGUGCGGGUCUUCGAGGGAGGAAGCUGCCCGAGCAUUGAAGGGCAUCGGCGUCAAGUGCGUCAUCGCGAGAUCUUUUUCCUUCAUUUUCGGGCGCAAUAUUCCCUCUAUUGGCUUGAUCGGCUUCAUAAUCAACGACGAAGACUUCUACCGGCUUGCGGACCAUGGCACCGAGAUAGAGAUCGACGUGCAGGGACGAUGCGUGAGGGUGGGCGACAGAGCGUUCACAUUCCGGCUAGAUGACAUCGAGCUGAAAUUAGUUGAGAACAGAGGCCUCGCUGAGGCUUUUCGGCGGCACAGAAAAGACGUUUAUGAUGCUCUUUGCUCUCCCGAAGGUGUUCUUACGGAAGUGCCAUCACCAGCCACUCUAGCAGACAUUUCAAUGCAGCACAAAAAGACGGAGGAAUUGGCUUGGUAG